AUGGCUCAGUGGUUUCAAAGACACACUUCCACGACCGUCCAGCUCGGAAUCGCAGCGACCUGCGGUGCUAUCGCUGCAUCCACCAUCCUCCUCACAGCCCAUGCGAUCCACCGACGGCAAGCGACCGAAGAACUCAAAGCCUCGAUCCCCGAGCUCUCCCUGAAACACCGCGCGACAGAAUUGACCGAAUACGGCGGCGCGAGUCGGCCAAGUAUAUCGAAUAAACAAGAUGAACGGUCAGCGAAGAUUGCCGCUCGGGCGAGGAAGGGAGACUACGACGAGGAGCUGAUCCUUGAACAAUUGGCGCGGAAUCGAGUUUUUCUGAAAGACGAGGGAUUGACCAAGCUGCGGAAUUCCUUUGUCGUGGUGGUCGGUCUAGGAGGCGUGGGGAGCCACUGCGUCGCAGCGCUGGCCAGGAGCGGUGUGUCCAGAAUACGGAUCAUCGAUUUCGACCAGGUCACGCUGAGCAGUCUGAACCGACAUGCGCUGGCCACGCUGGCGGAUGUAGGCACACCAAAGGUACACUGCGUGAGAAAGCGACUGGAGCAAAUCACGCCCUGGAUAAGAAUCGAUACCCGGAACGAAUUGCUGAGUUCUCAGUCCAUGGAGACGCUCUUGGGAGAGUGGGACUACGAGCUGCGCGAUGACGAUGACGAGCAUAACCGAGACCCAGACUGGGUCGUGGACGCCAUCGAUAAUAUAGACUCGAAAGUCGCGUUGCUGCAGUAUUGCGCGAUCAAAGGGAUCAAAGUCAUCAGCGCCAUGGGUGCGGGCUGCAAAAGUGAUCCGACACGGAUUCAGGUUGGGGAUAUAUCCACCAGCACGGACGAUCCGCUGUCGAAGUCCACGAGACGCCGGUUGAGAUUAUUAGGUGUCAAGGACGGCAUUCCAGCUGUCUUCUCGUCCGAAAAGCCGGGAGAAGGCAAAGCUGAGCUCCUACCGAUCACAGACGCAGAGUUCGAGAAGGGCAAUGUGGACAAACUUGGCGUGCUGCCGGAGUUUCGAGUCCGGAUCCUUCCCGUGCUGGGUACGAUGCCCGCUGUUUUUGGAUACACAGUCGCAAAUCAUGUCAUUUGCAGUAUUGCAGGUUAUCCCAUGGACUACCGGAUAGGGGACAAAGGUCGAGAUAAGAUGUAUGAUGGGAUACUAUCAGGCCUACAGGGCCUAGAAGGACGACUGGUCCGAGCGACCGACGGGCAAGAUGCCGUGGGUCUUCGUCUUCCCAUUGGUCGCGACGAUGUAUCGUACCUAGUCGAAGAGGUCUUUAGAGCCAAAAGCGUCGUUAGUGGACUUUCGACCCGUCUGGCACUGAUACGGUGGCGCAAACCUGCGGGUGGAUUCAAGAUCGACGAGGCAUAUCACAAGGAGGGCCAAAAGAUCAUUAAACUACCUCUGGUGGAGCUGGUUGUGAUGACCAAGGAGGAAGCUCAGAAACAUGAGAACCUGAUCUUGAGGGGUGAUUCCACACCCGAGCAGAUCUACGAACCUGAUGUGUUGGCCAUGGUCAAGAAGCGGCAUGAGGAGGAACGUGCAUAUGAAAAGUACAGAUGA
This is a messenger RNA of Exophiala bonariae, 1551 nucleotides long. RefSeq lists its product as uncharacterized. Gene Ontology annotation, molecular function: ubiquitin-like modifier activating enzyme activity; tRNA threonylcarbamoyladenosine dehydratase activity. Bases 1 to 1551 code for a protein of 516 amino acids. Gene Ontology annotation, cellular component: mitochondrial outer membrane. The record is from RefSeq and is a predicted model, not a curated record. Gene Ontology annotation, biological process: cyclic threonylcarbamoyladenosine biosynthetic process. Lineage: Eukaryota; Fungi; Ascomycota; Eurotiomycetes; Chaetothyriales; Herpotrichiellaceae. The transcript has a single exon.